UGUAAUAUAAGUAGGUAUUAAAUUUUUUUUGUUGUUUUAUUUGGUUUCUCUUGUACACAACAAAAUGGAGGUUAUCGAAGAUGGCAACAUUAUGGACAGAAUCCCAAUCCUGUUGCAGAGGGAUUUGGAAUAUUAUCAGAAAAACCAAACAGUGCUAUCAGAAAAUGUUUGCUGUGGUGUUGUCGGUGGGAGGUUAGACUUUCCAAGAAGUGCAUCAUUUGCUGCUGUCAAAAUAGUGCUCUGGUUGGAAGAGGAGUUUUCUAUUGCUUUUAAGCAAGGUUCUGGAAUGUUUGUAAGCAUUGGUGAAGACAAAGCAGAUGGUGUGGCCAAAACUUCAGACCCUGACAAGUUUGCCCAGUUGGCUACCAAAUCCAGCGACUCUUUAUUAGAACACCUCCACGUGCUCGCGCAAGAAGCGCUGGACCACGCCGACUUGCCAGUGCUGACCGCGACUUUGGGGGCCGCUGCCUUGCUCAAGAACACUCUCUAUUGCUACGUACAACAUGUAGAGGAUGCUGGCAACACUGAACGUCAUUCUAUAUUACUGGCAUGUUACAAACGCUACGCGACCAUGUCGGAGGCGGUGGGCGAGCGGGUGUUGGACCUGCACAACCGCGUGCUGUCUCUAUACAUCCUGCAAGACUCGGGCGGGCGGCCCAUAGACGACCCGACCAACGCUGGACACGAGGCAGGCACGCCCUCUGUGCAAGGCUGGUGGCUUUAUAUGAAUGGCAGUAAAAAAGAUUUAUGGGACACGGUACCUCCUAGAAUGGCGCAAAGGAUCUUUGCUGGGAUGUUGAACGAAACACUCACCAUACUGACCGUCAGGUAUUGCCAGACCAACACAACAGAGUCAACUACACCUCUCCUCAUUAACGAUAUACUAAACAUCCUGCUCUGCGUGGCUCAACUACUGCCGGCUAUAAGCAACAACGGGUCUGACCUGGCCGGACUAGAGGGGUCCAAGCAGUCCCGGGACGUGAGGGAUGUGCACGCGAAGUGCAAUGAGCUAUUCAAGUGUAUGGUCUAUAGAGGAGCUGCGUUGCACUUUUUGCAUCAGGCAUUUACAGAACAAGAAGGGACCAAAUUCUUCAAGGACACUCCAUACCCGUGGAUCACAUUCAUCAAUCCAAACCUCUUCGACGGUACCGAUGAUAAAACAGCAAAAACCACGCAAGAGCUGUCGACGAAGACUGCUCUAUGUUUAGAACUGAUGGUGUUACUCGCCCAACCGCAGCCUUCAUGGUCUUUGGUUGUUAAAGUCCUAACGAUGCGCAACUGCCACUUGUCUCGUAUGCUGCUCAUGAAUGCUGUCAGCAAGAUGUCAGCAGACAACUCCCGCUGGCCGGCCGACGGGCUGUGGUACAACACUGACGGCUGCAGGCAGAAGUGUGAUGGCUUUCUGUGCACCGCUGAUGGGUUCUGCAGGUUCAAGGGGGACUCUAACGGUCAGUGUCAAGCCUAUCCACUAGUCAACAUGUGGCUCUCGCAUGCUGCUCAUGAAUGCUGUCAGCAAGAUGUCAGCAGACAACUCCCGCUGGCCGGCCGACGGGCUGUGUCAACAUGUGGCUCUCGCAUGCUGCUCAUGAAUGCUGUCAGCAAGAUGUCAGCAGACAACUCCCGCUGGCCGGCCGACGGGCUGUGGUACAACACUGACGGCUGCCGGCAGAAGUGUGAUGGCUUUCUGUGCACCGCUGAUGGGUUCUGCAGGUUCAAGGGGGACUCUAACGCCGGGGAAGAGUACGCUCGAGCGGUAGGCGCCCUGACCUACAUACUGGCCACAAUAGGCAGCAAGGAGGACCUCAAGUCGACGCUUUGUUACGCACUGGAAGUGUCCGGGAGGGACUGGGCCGCUUGUCUGGAUAAGCGACAGGUGUGGUGUGACCGUCGCCCAGCUUGGCUGGCCGGCUUGCUGGCAGCUGCUGGGACACUACUACAGUACAUGCCACCAAUCCUGGUCAAUGCUGUGCAGACUGGGGCGUCCAUGUAUCAGACAAUGUCCCUAUGCCUCACAUGCAUAUCCCGGACACUGGACUGCUUGCCGCGAUGCUUCAUCAACGCAUCCACCACGCUGCAGAGUACUCUCCCCUCCAACAUCAACCCCGUGGGGGGUUCCAUUCUGCUGCAGAUGCUGAUCACCGUAGCGUAUGAGGAGUUGCAGAAAUGGGCACAGAAGGAAGUGGUUAAGGAGAACAGUGUGUCGAACGGUGAAGCUCAUGAUAUGAACGUCAGACAUAGACCGAAACAAGUUAGAAUUUCAACAAUGCAUCGCACAACAACUUCUUCAUCAGUCUCGUUCGAUGGCAGCCAUAGUUCACCGUCGUCCAUUGCUCUGGCGAUCGCCGAAGCUCUAUGUUCUAUAGACGAAGACCAUAAACACACUUCAGAAAUAGAGGACCUUGUCACUCAGAGCAAGAAGACUUACACUGUCUCUGACAAUUUUGGUUUGGAAGACUUUCCUGAGUUUGCGGAAUUUUUUGAAGAGGGAAACGUCCCGGCGUCAGAGGCAGAGCGAGCAGGCGACGCCGCGGCGUUAACUAGUCAAAUACUUAUGACAGCUGCUGGCAGAGACAGUUUGAGAGUAAUCUACGACCACCUACAGCUUCACAGUGAAAUGAUCUACAUGGAGUUGGGCCUGCAGAGUCAACAAGCCGCCGAGAUAUCUCUGAACAAGGCGCCGCUUUUGUACAUCAUGUUUCAUAUCGGGAAGAGGCCGUUUGAUCAGUACUUACGUGGGGAGUGGACGAUGCCGUGGAGCAGGCUAGUGUCGCUCGCCAAGUCGUGGUCCGGCGUUGAGGGCGCCAAGGUCCACGUCAACAGACGGACAGACAUUCGCAACGUGAAGACUCAGAGCAAGAACAAUAAACAGCUUCUGGAGUUGUAUAAUAUAUUCAAAUCGCCCAUUGAAGGCCUUUUGUAGAUUCUUUACUGACAAGAAAAGACAAGACAAGGUCUUGUUUUGCAAAUUUAUAUGCUUAUCAUAUAGGAUAUUUCAUAUACGAAUGGUCAAUGACUUACAUAUAUUUAGUGUAAAAUUUUGUAGGCCUAUGAUACGCAGGCCACGACAUAUCUAGAGACCAGACAAAGUCAAAUGGUCAAACAGCGGCAAAAUCGAAAACACCGCUUUCUCUUUUUGUUUCUUAUCGCCUCGUAACUUUAAUUUUAAGUUUUCGACUUAUAUUACCACCAUUAAAUCAUGACAUAACUUGACUUUUCAAAAGUGCUUGUAAACUUAUGAAAAUAAAUGAAAUUUGAAUUUGAAAGAGCUACCGCUAAUGAUAGGAUUUAUAAUGUUAAAAUUAAAGGAGGCCUUAUAAAGGUAUAUAAUUUACUAAUCACACUGUUAUAUUUAGUACAAUGUCAAUGCUAUUAAGGUUCACCAAUUAUGUUAUCAGAAAUAAUAAAAUAUU
Messenger RNA from Bicyclus anynana (squinting bush brown), 3410 nucleotides. RefSeq lists its product as uncharacterized. The record is from RefSeq and is a predicted model, not a curated record. Lineage: Eukaryota; Metazoa; Arthropoda; Insecta; Lepidoptera; Nymphalidae. The transcript is spliced from 18 exons. The coding region runs from base 65 to 2920 and encodes 951 amino acids.